AUGGUGAAAAUGACCAAAUCAAAAACUUUCCAGGCUUAUCUGCCGAACUGUCACAGAACUUACAGCUGUAUACACUGUAGAGCACACUUAGCUAACCAUGAUGAAUUGAUAUCCAAGGCAAGUUUCUCCUUUUUGCCUGUUUCAUUAAUGCUCAUUAUAUUAAAUACAUAAUAAUUGGGUGUCCAUUCAGUAACAAAUAUUAGAAUUCCUCAUUACUCCACAAAGGCGUCUAGUUGACCUGCGUUCUUAUACUAGCACAUUAGUGAGCUAUCCAACCAAGUCUGUAUAACAUAAUGGUCCACAACCGUGUUGAUCUAGUUCGUGCCCAGACUCUCUGAAGUUAUCAGGGACUCCUAAACAUGUGUGCCCUGAUAUGGUCUAUUUUUCCAACCACGUAUACUAUAUUUAGUAGGGAUCAACUGAUUAUCGGGUUUGCCGAUAUUUGAUUUGUUUUCCAAAAAAGUUUGUGUGUGGUGUGUGUGUGUGUAUUGGCCGAUAAUCACCGGUAAUACCGAUAAUGAGGUGGGCUGGCGUGUCCGUAAGGCGCACAGUGCUCCCUCCUGACAGGCACUCUGUGUAGCGUGGCCGAGCAGUGCGCACAAUGGUACAGGAACUUGUUUCCUGUACCCGGCUGGACUGAAAGGAAGUGCUCACUGAGAGAGCACUUCCUUUCAGUCCAGCUGGGUACAGGAGACUGAAUCGCCUGUACCGUGGAGACAAGACAGGGGGAAGUUACAUUUUGGGAAAUGGGAGGGGGAGGAAAAAACACCGGGGGAGAGCAGGAAAGAAGGCUAUGGGAGGGGAGGUGCAGGAAAAACACUGGAAGUGAGGGGCAGGAAAGAACACUAUGGUUUGGGGGAGAGAGAAACAUUAAGGGAGGGCACUAAGGUACAUGGAAGGGAAAAGGAACACUGGGGUGGGGGGGGGCACUAAAAGAUAACGGAGAGGAACAUCAUGAAGGGGGGGCAGCACAUAUUUGCACUCAAACACACUGCAUCCACCACACACACUGCAUUUACUAAUCAAAUAAUCUCACUGCAUCCAUCACACACAUACACACACACACACAAAUAUUCUUGAAAACAUAUUAAAAAAAAAUUGACUGGCAUUAAUUUUUUUUUUCUCAAAAUGGUAAAUGUACAGAAUAUCGGUAAGCUAUCGGCCUGAAAGUUCACAGGUUAUCGGUAUUGGCUCUACAAAACAAUCAAUAUCGGUUGAUACCUAAUAUUUGGUUCAAUCUAAGAACCAUUGUCAUACCCCUAGAUUUUUCAUGUACUCAUUUUAGAUUUUUUUUUUUUUAUGUACAAUGUAUUUGUAUUCUUGUUUAUAUAAAAAAAAAAAACACACAAAAAAAUUCAAUAAAUAUUUUGUCACAAAAGUCCUUGUUGUUGUUGUAUGAUGGGGGAACAAAGAAACCCACUCAACAGAUUAGAAAUUUAAUACGCAACCAUACCAUUGCUGCACAUUUUUGGGGCAGAAGAAGGCAUGUUGGAAAUUGCCAACAAGAAUUGAAUUGGUGGUGCUGUGCAAUAGCUCUAAGCUACAUUACCACUGUAUCCCAAUUGAUUUGUUACUUUGAGAGUGUCCUAAAGCCAUCCCCGGUUUCAUUUCAAACCGUUUAGGAAUGACUUCACAUAAAUCUGGCCUUGUCCUAGCACUCCCCAUUGAUAAUACAAUUUCAAUUAAGUGGAUUGUAGUAGUUAUGGUACUAAGUAUGGUACCAGGACCUGGCUUGUUGGCUGAGCGCAUUCAGCUGACACUCGCAGCCACUGCACUGCACGUGGUCCUGCUCUGUACAAUAGCUUCCAGCUCUGUCUUCCAGAUGCAGUGAGAUGGCCAGGCAGGAAGUCCAGUUGUUACAAAACUGACUCCAGGUAGCUCCACUAAACUAAGCAGGGCCAUGCUCAUGUUUUAGUGUCAGCUGAGUGCUCUCAGCCAAUGAGAGUGGUCCUGGAUUGACCAAGCUUAUCUCAGUGGAGACAUAUGACUUCUUCUGCAGGAUAAAGAUGGAUGCGGCACUGGAGAACGAUGCAAGCCAUCAAACCGUUCUUAAAUGGUUUGACAAAUUACUCCUUCAGGGCACUCCUUUUUUCAUAACCUCUACAGUAAGCUCAAUAUCAGGAUAUAUCAAGAGAGACUUGCUAUAAGCACUAACCUGUAUCAGGGCAGAAACCACAAUCGUCAAUGCACAAGGGGCCCAAAUUUACUUUAUAUAGGCUAACACAGUUUCUGAUUGGUCCACGUCAUCUCUGCGACUACAAAUUGAUUAAAUAUGAGGUGACCUAGAUGACGUGGUCACUUUAAGGGCAGACGUGACGUUGCAUCAUUUGAAUACUUAAGAAUCGCCAUUCAAGUGGGCAGCGUCUAAGAUAUUACAGGGAAGAAAUGACUGGAUUUCGGUCUGCACGAACUAAAAGACAAAGCAGGAUUGCUGGCUGAGGGGUAUGAAUAAAAUAUAUACUUGUUCAGGUUGUGUCGACAAGUUGCCUUUGGAGAAAAGUGUCGAAAAGCAUUCGGUUUGCACAGCCCAACAAAGAAAGCAGCGUGGGUUCCAGCGGCAGGUAAGUUGAUGACAUUCUUUACAGUAAGUGUUUAGGAAGGUUGCGUAAGUAAUAUACAGGGAGGUUUGACUAGGGCUGCAAACACAACCUGAUUUAACUCCUAAAUGGCAGAGUACUGAGCAGUUGAACUGCAGGGCUUGAGCUCCACCAAUAUUUUCAUUUUUGUUUUCGUGGCUCUACUGUCCCUUGAAAUGGGCUAUUUUUAAAAGUUUGCACACAACAAAUACUGAUUAGAGAUGCUGUAAAACAUUGCGUAUUAGAAAGUAAAGAGGUGUUGGUGUUGAAUGCUUCAUGAUUUAUUUUCAGUUGCUAAUCUGUGCUUUGUACAAGUAGUCUGUUUACUCCUUGCACUGUUUAAAAGUGGGCCAAAUACAGUAACAUAUAUGUUGCUUAUAGCGCAAGUCAAACUUUUCUCUUAUAGCUGUUUGCUUAUGUGACCAUUUCUGAGCAAAUGUACAUGUUUAACUCUCUCAUCCUUCUGAAAUUCAUUGAGUAACCUCUCCAUAAAGUAUGUCCUAACAUGGUCUUUUCUCAAUUGAUCUGUUAGAAACUAAAAAUUUUUGCUGGUAGCAAUGUUUGCACGGAUAGUUGAAAUGUAUGCAAUUGGUGGAGUUCUUGAUUUAUUGUUGACUUUCUAUUAUGAGCAGUAUUCAUUUACCCAUAUAUUUAUUUUCUCUCCCAUCUACAGUCAUUUCAGGGAAGUCAAGGUAGAGCCUACCUCUUUAAUUCAGUGUGAGUAUUUUUUUUGUGUAUAUGAAUAUUUUCUCAAACUUUGUUUUCCAUGGGUUUUACAUUUUAAAGGACAGCUCUAAGCACCACAACAUAUUUUUAGCUUAUCAAAGCAAUUUUGGUGUAUAGAUCAUACCCCUGCAGUCUCACUGCUUAAAGAAACAUACAUCACUUUGUGACACCUGUCUCAUUUAAGAUUUGGCUUUGAAUGGGGCAGUUGGCUCACUGUGCAGGCUGAAAAAACAGGUACAAAUGAUUUUUCUCCAUAUUUACCUUUCUUUUUUAUGCUUUGCACACCUACUCCAGGUUGGACACUGAUCUAAGCAUUCCAUGUCCUAUUCCUAGGAAUGCUGGAAAAGUGCAUUGGGCAUGCGUGACCUUUACAAGUGUGCAGUUGGAAGAUCUCUUCACCCCUGCAACAUGAUCUGAUCAGUGUAAUCAUGCAAAGCAGACUGCUGUUUCAGGUUUCGGUCUCCUGCUGCACAAUGAUGCCCUGUUUCUAUUUUUAGUGGACUGACCUGAAACUGAGUUGGGUGGGUAAGAGGGAGGGCAGGCUGAAUAAAGUUGUGCCCAAUAAUACAAUGCAUGGGAUUUAAUGCUGUAUUUUGGUUUUUAUAUUUGUGUAAGUGUUUGGUUGCUGGUUUAAAAAGACAGUUGUCAAGUGAUGCAUGUCUCUUUAAUUCUCUUCCAUUUAGCAGUUAACUCAUUUUGUUUAUGCAGCCGUUGUCACACCUUCGCUGCCUGUUAUUUACACAGUCCUCCCCACACAUUUCCUGCACGGUUAAUAGCCUGCUAGAGCCUGCAGGAGCAUCAUGUGUGAUUAAAGGACCAUUCCACACCCAUAAUAAGGUGUUAGGAGUAUCCCAUUACAAUUUAUAAAAAUAUGGCAUUUUUAUAAGCAAACAACCAGGGUGAUUUCUUCCUGCUCCUGUUGGCUCCCAUCUCCUUGAAUGUGCCUCUCCCUGUCAGACCCGCGUCCAGUAUGCAGCUCAUUCACUGAGUGAGCCCUUCAGACACUCAAUGAGAAGCCUCUGAUUGGCUCUUUCACUGUGAAGAGACUGAAAGUCUCUUCUGGAGUUAAACGGGGAGCAGAUAUACCCCCAAUGGAUAUGUGCAUGAAAAUGCAUGCAUGUAUUCAUUGGGGGUGUAUCUACCAGUUGGUGACUUUUUUUUUUCAGUAUGGGCAGUGGAGAGAUCAUUUCACAGAGCAGUUGAUAACUUCUCAAUAUACACUGCUGUAAGAGCUGAUUAAAGAUGAAACCACACCAGGGAAGUUGUGGCUAAGCCUGCAUAAACCGUGAUUUAACUCCAAAAUGGCAGAGAACUGAGCAGUGAAACUGCAUGGCUUAAUAUGUACCAAAAAUCUGCUUCAUUAAGUGAAAUGUUGUUGUGGGGCUCAGUAUUUUCCUUUACAUUGACCUGCGUACCUUCUGCACUAUGCCCUGCCACAUUUCAAAAAAGGUUGUCUGAUCUAAAUGGUGCUGUGUCUCCAUAGUCAGGGUAUACACUCAAAUGAGAAUUGCCAAGGAAUUAAAAGUGAAUUUCAAAUUUAAAGCCAAAGUGACAGAAUUGGGAGCAUGGCUUGGAGAAUUUUAAGUUCUGUUACUUUGGACUUAAAUUUGAUAUUUACGUUAAAUUCCUGACACGUCUCAUUUUAGAAAAUUAUCUGGUCAAAUUCCUCUGGACCUUGUUUACAGAUUAGACCUAAUUGGAAAGCACUUAAAUUAUAACGUUCGCUUAAUGACCCACUCUACAAUUGUAAUAUAACAUAUAUAACCGGAUACAUUCUGUAAAUAAAAAGAAAACCAAAUCUCUAUUGCAGUAGGGGAAAGUGCAAUUUUAUUGUAGCAACAUCCUUGGAUUGAUGAAUAGAAUAUGCCUCUCCCAUCCAUUGGAAACACUGUAAAGGAGUCACUUUUUUUUUUUUUUUUUGCGAGUAUAGGUUUUACUGCCAUUGAAGAGCCUGUUACAUGUUUUACAAUCAAAAUGAGGAUAUUUUAUCCAGAGUAUGGGGAAAUUUGGAAGGCUUGGUUGAAAAUUUAGUCUCUUAACAGAUUAGUAUUUGAGGGAGUAGUUCAAAAUAAGAGCUUGCCAUUAAAUUUAACUACCAUAAUUAAAAGCAUAGUCACAUUAUUCAAUAUAUGACCUCAUACUAUAAACAUAAAAGGAUUUUGGGGAAAAAAGUUAUAGGUAGGCACCUGGGAAGUAUAUUGAAUGUUUGGUGGCCUUGACAGAGGUGGUAAAUAUAUACAUAUUACUGUUGUAAGUCUAAAGAGAAAACCAACACAGAAUAAAUGUAAUACAUAAUUAUCUAGUUUUGACUUGCAUUAUUCAAUUUACCACAGUUCCCAUGCAUACCGUAUUGGACAUGGGAAGUGUGGAGCUGGUCUUGCCUCCAUUUCCAAUAUUCUUAAAAUGGAAGUUUCCAUUCUGCUCUAGAGCUAGUAAUCUAGUUCAUAUUUUGAUGAAAUUAGUUAACUGUAAGUUUCAAUGGAAAUAGUGCCUUCUGUUUUAGUCAUAUCAGAAGUAUAGGCUGGGCCAAAGGAGACUGAUGGAUCCAUGUGAGUGUUAAGGUAGAUUAAAAAGUUUUCUUGGUAUGAUGCCAAGGCAGUCCUGGCAUCAUAACCACUAUAGCAGUUAGACUGCCUAUUUAAGCAUUGGGAAUUUUGGCCACCCUAAAUGGAAGAGAGAGGUUGUCUGUUCAUGGAGAUCAUAUGUUAAAUUGGAAUUACGAUUCUUUAAUGUAAAUACGAAAAAGCCUUAUAACUUGGCAUGAAACGUAUUGUAGAAAAUAUGUUUAUAAACUAAAGAUCUGGUUAUACUAUUAAUUGAGCAUAAAAAAAAAAAAAGGAAUAAAAUGUACAGCUUUUCUUUUUUGGGGAAAGUGCUUUCUUAUGGAAUGUGGAGAGCUUCAGUCAUUAUUAUAUUAAAGGGACACUGUAGGCACCCAGACCACUUCAGCUCAUUGAAGUGAUCUGGUUGCAGUGUUUCAUCACCUUUAACCCUGAGCAUGUAAUUAUUGCAGUUUUUAAUAAACUGCAAUAAUUACCUGCUAGUGUUAACUUCUCCUCUAGUGGCGGUCUACCUGACAGCCAAAACAGGGGCUUCCGGGUGGUUAGGUGAUGUUUGGUCGCCUAAUUGAUGCUGGACAUCCUCACACUAUGCUUCCAGCAUCCCCGGAAUCCCAUAGGAAAGCACUGAAUAAUGCUUUCCUAUGGGGAAAUCUUAAUGCGAGCACUGACAUUGCCACGCAGGUGAAUUAGGUCUCCCCUGCUGGCUGGACCAAGGUAUGUGAUAGGGGGCCUUUGACGGAGGGGAAAGCUAUGAUACCAGGAAAACGAGUUUGUUUUCCUGGCACUAUAGUUACAUUUUUUAAAAAAAAUUUUUUUUUUAAGAAUUCUUAAAACAAACACAAACUUUUUAACUUGUGCAAUGACAGCACUGAUAUCGCUUGGCGCUGGGUUGCGCACUUUAUCCAACAAAGACAGCAGAUUGGGGAACCUAUCUCGGGUGUGCAUUAGGCCUAUCCCACAGGAAAGCAUUGUUUUAAUGCUUUCCUAUUGGGAGUUUCUGGAUGCUGGACGUCCUCAUGCACCAUGUGAGAAUGUCCAACAUAAUUUCAUGCAGUCAAACUCCCUGAAACUGUAGAAAACACCUCAAAAACUGUGUUUUACCUUACUGGAUUUAGGGAAUAGACACUGCAUCCAGACUACUUCAGUGAGGUGAAGUGGCCUGGGUGCCUAUAGUGUUCCUUUAAGAUAACUCUAAAUUGCUUUGCUGUUGGUUGGGUAAAAGUCCUUUCAAAGCCUAAUAAUACUGCCACGUUUCACUACUCUAGGGGCACAAAGUAAUUAAAUCCUACAUUCUAAAGUUAGAAAUAAUAACGUUUCUGCACAAUAACAAACAAUUAAAAAAACCAAAAACUUUAUAGCUAAAUAAAUUGGGACUUGAAAAGUCAGUUGAAAAAUAGAAACAUUAAAAUUACAGGGUAGUUGAGGCACAGCCAGUAUAACUUAACUCGCUAAGCACCAGUGUGUUUACACCUUAGUGCCGUUGUUUUGGUGCGCAGAUGCUGUCCCUUUUCUGGGCAAUAUCAAAUUGCUAUUUCAGAGAAAAGGCAACAUUUACAUGUGGCAGAAAACACACCUUUAGUGGCUUUUAAAAAGACAGCCAGAAAAUGCGCAUCCUCCUUACAUCCAAAAAAAAAAAAAUCUGAUUGGCAGAUAUCUAAAGUACUUCUCUAUGAAAAGUGUCUGGACAGAAGUUGUAAUGAUUGAUAACUUCACAGGAGGAAAGUUGGGCUUCAGUGAGGUGUCUAUCCUGGCACUUUAAUAAAGGUAAUUAAUUGUAGUGGGGCUUUUUUUGUUUUAAAUUUUUUACAUUAAAACUUAUUUAAAGGAACACUACAAAGCACUUUAGCUUACAGAAGUGCGUUGUGUGUGAAGGUUAUUUUUAGUUUUAUUUCUUCUCUUCAUUUGACAAAGUGCCGUUUUCAAUAGAGAUUAGUUUAGUUUAUAAAUUAAACUUAAGUUUUUUUAAUUGGUCCUGUUACUUUCUGGUAGCUCAGUGGAGCUGAACUCAAUAGGCAGCAAUUGCCCAGAGUACUUGCCUUGCAAAGACUUAUCACUGAGCUGAGGGAAGUCUGUGAUUGGACAGAGAAAGCCUGUGACAAAGGAUCCCAAGCUUUUGCAAGUUGUUUUUAUAAAUCUUCAAUACAUCUCCAAUGGAAAAAAAUGUGCAUCAAUAAAAGCAUGCAUCUUAAAAUUGGGGGUAUAUCUACUAAAUCGUUACAAAUACAAAAUUCAUUGAAAUAUUCCUUUUUAACCUGUAAAGCUGAGCAUUAUAUUAAGAAUACUCCGGACCUAGUUUUUUUUAUAAUACACAUGUAAAUAAGUCAGGCUUAAUAUUCGCAAAACUAACUUUUUUUUUUUUUUUUGAGGAUUCCAGUUUGUUUUGUUUUAACAUGUAUAACCUAUACUAAAGUAGUAGAGAAAUGCCAAGCUACAGCUAUAUGUUUAUAUAUAGACCACUAUGCACAUUUGCAUGCUUGCUUGAUUCUUACUCUCAUUUUUCAGGGUACAUACUUUUCUAAUUCUUAAGUGUUCAGUGCUGCUGAUGGCGAGAUAGAAAACCUUUUACUUUUGUCAGCAGUUUUCGUAACAUGUAGUUAUUGCAGUUUCCUUCUCUCUGUCGAAUCACAAUCUGGGAUUGAAUUAUAAGCAAUAACCAUUGAGGUUACCUGGGCUAUUUUAGUGCAGAGUGUAAAGCUUGGCUUGAACAAGGUUACGUCCUUUUAAAAUAAUCCAGUGAGUGUUGUGUGCUAUAAAAAUAUUGGAUUGGAGAGAAGUGCUGAGACAUGGCAGUAGCUUUCACUCCACUGCACCAGGUGCUGAUCACAUCUGGUGGAGUGCCUGCCAAACAAUGCUUUUAGACAUUGUAAGCAGGAAAUUUGAGAGUGCCAUAUACCCAUUUGCUGUGUAUUCCUUCUACAGUGAGAUUUACAAAGUAUCCAAACUGCUUAUAGCAUUUGCACAUGGUUGCCAAGAUUUUCUGGUUUAGUUGUACCCAUAUUCCCUCAUUUUUGUUAACACUUUGCCUGCAAACAGUAAAAGAUUAAACUACCAAUAGGAAUUGGGGAUGCUGGUAUUGGAAUGCAUUCUCUUACUGGUCAUAUUCUCAAAGCUCAUAUAAUCACAAUCUCCCAAGGCAUGCAAGUUGCCCGCUCUUUGCAGUAGCAAAUUAAAGGAAUUUGAGGUCUGCUCAUUUAUUUAAAAAUUAUUGAACUGGAAACAUGUUCUUGAUCUGCUUUAAAAAGCCAAUAGUCUCAUGAGCUCUGUGACCAUACAGGGAAUUUAACAGUUUGCCUCCACCUUGCAGGGUGAAUGUUGGCUGUGGUCCAGCAGAAGAGAGGGUCCUUCUUACUGGGUUGCAUGCAGUGGCUGAUAUAUACUGUGAGAACUGCAAAACCACACUUGGCUGGAAAUAUGUGAGUUGUAUAUUAUUAAAAUAGUUUAAUGUACGUCACUGCUUCCUGCAUGCUCUGAAACAGAGCACUGAUUAAAUAAUCUGGGAUAAGUAAGCUCUGUAACUACUCUUGUCUGCAUCCAGCAAACCAUAAAUAAGCAGAAGAACCUUAAACAUUUCCCCCCUCAAACUAAACUACAUAUACUUCAGCUCUGAAAUAAUUAUGAGACGUGGUCUACAACAUCAGGAGUGCCGAAGGUUUCCUAUCCCAUUAUGUACUAUAAUGAGCCAGCAUAUACUACAGGGUAUAAUACAGGGCUUUUUUUUAUUUAAGUGUAUGCUAUAAAAAAAAGCUAUGUGCAAUAUCCAAAGAAAUGCAAAAGUUAUUUGUAUAUGGCUUGGUGUUUUAAAAUAAUUUUGUAAAAGGGCACUAGUAAUGUUGUAUUUCUUUAUUGUGAUGUGCUAUUUCUGUUUUGCUUCUCUUCUUAGGAACAUGCCUUCGAGAGCAGUCAGAAGUAUAAGGAAGGAAAGUUUAUCAUUGAACUGGCUCAUAUGAUAAAAGACAAUGGCUGGGAGUAA
Pelobates cultripes (western spadefoot toad) is the source of this 9833-nucleotide messenger RNA. The record is from the annotation of a GenBank genome assembly. Lineage: Eukaryota; Metazoa; Chordata; Amphibia; Anura; Pelobatidae.